This is a messenger RNA of Spirodela intermedia, 860 nucleotides long. Lineage: Eukaryota; Viridiplantae; Streptophyta; Magnoliopsida; Alismatales; Araceae. The record is from the annotation of a GenBank genome assembly.
AUGGGGAGCGUGAACGUGUACGGGCCGCCCGCAUCGACGGCGGUGGCAAGGGUGCUGGCCUGCCUGCUGGAGAAGGAGGUAAAGUUUCAGCUCAUCCCCGUCAACAUGGCCAAGGGGAAGCACAAAGCCCCCGAAUACCUCAAGAUCCAGGUAGAUUCUCCGAGCUCCCCACCCUCGAAUGUGAAAAACUAGAAAGCCCCCUUUCGUUGAUGGUAAUCUGGGAUCUGUCGGACGGUCUGAGUCAAUCCCGUGGGUUCUUCUUCUUCUGCAACAGCCCUUCGGCCAGGUACCCGCCUUCCAGGAUGAGAGUAUCACCCUCUUCGGUAUGGCCUCCUGUACACCGCAACAAUCUGAAUCGAUGCUCCGAGAAUGUGGGGAAUCAUCUUUGGAAAUCUUUUGCAGAGUCUAGGGCCAUAAGCCGGUACCUUUGCGACAAGUUCGCCGACAAGGGCAACAAGGGUUUGUUCGGCAAUGGCCUGCUGGAGCGGGCGUCGAUCGAGCAAUGGCUGGAAGCGGAGGCGCAGUCCUUCAACCCACCGAGCUCCGUGCUCGUCUUCCAGUUAGCGUUUGCGCCGCGCAUGAGGUUGAAGCAGGACCCGGCCGUCAUUGAGCAGAAUGAGGGGAAACUGGCGAAGGUGUUGGACGUGUACGAGAAUCGGCUGGAGGAAAGCAGGUUCCUGGCCGGGGACGACUUCACGCUCGCCGACCUCUCCCACCUCCCCAACGCCCAGUAUAUCACCGGCACCGACCGGGGGCAUCUUCUGACCUCCAGGAAGAACGUGAACAGGUGGUGGGAGGAGAUAUCGAGCCGGCCCUCUUGGAAGAAAGUGGUCGAGAUGCAGAAGGCUCCCCCUUCUUGA